Peniophora sp. CBMAI 1063 is the source of this 1275-nucleotide messenger RNA. NCBI's taxonomy places the organism in Eukaryota, Fungi, Basidiomycota, Agaricomycetes, Russulales, Peniophoraceae. The record is from the annotation of a GenBank genome assembly.
AUGGCCGGCGUGGAUCCAACAUACCCGCUGUAUCCCAUUGAUUGCUUUUUGGCUGCAGCAAUGCUACUCCUCGUCCUGUUGACCGGCUUCAUCCGUCAAAGCUGGAACCUCGGCGUCGCCUUUCUUUGUUUCUGGCUCUUCAUCGAGGUUCUGACCGCCGGUAUCGAUGCUAUCAUAUGGUCGGAUAAUGCAGACAUCAAGCUGUAUGUGUAUUGCGACAUCGUAUCGCACUUGCAAGCAAUCACUUCGGUUGUCAAACCUAUGGCCACUCUCAUCAUCACUCGCCGACUAUACCUGAUUACCAGCCUGCGUUCCAUAGAGCCUCCUGCAAAAGCGGCGAGACACAGAAAUCUUGCGAUAGAGUGGGGACUCGGUUUGGGCAUUCCUCUUCUGGUUGCAGGACCUCUCUACUACGUCGCUCAGGGUGCUCGAUUCAAGGUCGACGAAGGUUUUGGCUGCUUCAAUCCCCCCGAUGGAUCUAUACUCGGUGUCUUGCUUCUCCAAUCAUGGACUGUACUUCCUCCCCUGGUGUCCAUCACCGUGUACUAUCCUCAUGUGGCCCGAGUCUUCUAUCGCCACAAUCGGGAGAUCAACCAGUUCUUACAAAGCAACAACUCGGUAUCCCGGACGAACUACUUUCGCAUCCUUGCCCUUGCAAGCAUCGAUAUUCUCCUGACCUUGCCUAUGGGCAUUGUGACCAUCGUCUUGCUCGUGAAAGGCGAUCUGUCUUUCGGUCGCAUCCCAUUCUACCCUGGUUGGACCAUUGACCACACGGACUGGCAGCCGGCGAGCUUCUCCUACGCAGACAUAGUAUCAUCGGGGCCUUUUGAUGUAGCGGACUUCUACUUCAUUAACUGGACAGCGCCUGUCCUCGCGUUCGUCAUCUUCGGUCUAUUCGGCGUAACUUCGGAAGCCCGAGCCUCGUACUGGCGCAUUAUAUGCACCGUCGGCGGCUGGUUCGGCUGGAAACCCACACCUCGGACGCGCAGGACGCGUUCGCCGCUGGGUGAUAUCGAGUUCGGCGAGCGUCCUGCUCAGAACUCUAUGUCGCUUGGUCUCGAGUCGAAUCCAAGCUACGUCGACCGCAACGCCCGCGCGCAAGGUCGGAUCGUCGAGAGCGCAGGUGCAAGAGGCGGCGCAGAGGACGAGUCGGAGAAGGACGGGAAUGAGGAAGCGCCCUUAUCCCAGGCGACGUACCUAGACGCAGAGCGCCCGACACAGCCUCCCGGCGGCUCGCAUGUAGCCAGUUUCGGCGCUGCUUCGGCUAUGGUGUAA